Lottia gigantea (owl limpet) is the source of this 897-nucleotide messenger RNA. RefSeq lists its product as hypothetical. The record is from RefSeq and is a predicted model, not a curated record. The transcript has 2 exons. Lineage: Eukaryota; Metazoa; Mollusca; Gastropoda; Lottiidae. The coding region runs from base 1 to 897 and encodes 298 amino acids.
AUGGCAAACAAGUUUGGAUUAGGGUCUUUACCUCUAGAAUCUAAAAAUCCCAUGACGACGUUUAUAAACAAAGCGAAACCUUUUUUCGUGGAUCAAAUCGGAGACACCUUACAAGGGGAUAUCGAUAUGAACAAUUUCAAAAUAACUAAUUUAAAGUUUCCAGGAAACGAUAACGAUGCCGUGAACAAGAAAUAUUUACUGGAUCAAAUAAACGCAAUUCAAAUAGAUAAGGACCAUGUUGAAAAUAGAAUAAAUGACGUGAAAAGAUACCUCAGACGAAAUAUUAAAAAUCUUGUGGACGAACCCAAACUACAACAAGAGUUAACGAGUUUGAAACGUCUUAUUCAAGUGGAUAAAACAAAAAGUGACACUGUCUUCGAUGAAAAAGACCAAAUUUAUAAAUCAAACAAAUACGGAUUCAAAGCAGAAAUAAAAGUAGGUACACUCGCAUACGGAGAACCUAAAAACGUAUUCGAUAUCGGCGAAACGCAAGAGUUUUCUUUUCGAGGUAAUUGUCUGAUUCAAAUAGAGUUUCCCAUGAAGGUUAAAGUCAAUAAAGUAGUCUUCAAACAAACUGGUAAUGCCGUCAAACAUAUUUCAUUAUUCAAUGAUGGUAAUUUGGAAGAGAAUAUACGUUUGAUUGAUAAAAGGGAUCAGGAAAUUGAAACGAAAAAUGGUAAAUAUGUAGACGCCUUUAAAAUGGAAGUAGAAAAUGAUAAGGAUAUCAUUGGAAUCAAAGAUUUAGAUAUGAUAUUGGAGACGGAAAAUCCACCAUCAAGCAACAUUGUCAAAAUUCCACGACGCUUACACGUACACGGAAAAAUAGAAUCGACCAGUCACGAAUUUUUACGAACAACAGACUUUGAAUACGUAAAACUGUAUUUUGUUUUAGGUUAA